Molecule: messenger RNA, 1729 nt
Organism: Owenia fusiformis
Lineage: Eukaryota; Metazoa; Annelida; Polychaeta; Sabellida; Oweniidae
Source: the annotation of a GenBank genome assembly
AUGUCACAAACAAGUGGCCAGUAUAUAACGGACGUGUGUGGACAAUCAAAUCAGUUUUUACAACCCACCAACACAGCUAUGCCACGCAGAACACAACAGCAAGUCAACAUCAGAGAGGAGACCAAGACAUAUCUACUGGGAAAGCUAGAGCAUGGGGAACCGCCGAAUAAGCUGUUCAAGCAAGAUCUUCACGAGAUGUGCAUAGAUGCAGUCUCCAAGAAAUACCCAAAUGAAGAAGUCGUGGGUACACUUAACGCAGUGAAUUUCGGCAGGUUGCUGAAAUCCGUCUACCCCAACGUGAUGACAACCAACAGCAACAACUCAUCAGUCAGCAAGGAUACGAGGCGAUUCAUCACUAACAUGAAGCUCAAGAUUCCGUCACCUACUCAGCAGUGCAGUCAAGAAGCAACACCACAGCACCCGGAGGAGGCGACACACACAGACCCAAGGCUCACAGAUGUCACAGAAGACUCGAAAGCUGAGCACGUCAAAUAUUUAGAAGACAAAAUUGCAAAGCUGCAGCGGGAGAGCAAGCGUCAAAAAAGUUCCAUUCAGCACCUUACAUACACGAAUGUAAGCCUGCGCAUAGAGAGGAACGAAUCCUACCAGGCCAUGGGGCGCUUCCUAGACGCAAGUUCAACCUACAAUAGGACGAGCUGGAUGGCUACGUCGCAGUUCAAGGUGAAAUCGGCGGACUACAACAAGGAGUCCAUCCUGGGAGAGGGGAGCUUUGGGACGGUGUACAAGUCAUCUGCAUCACUGGAUCCAGCUGCAUGGACGCUGUACGCUCUCAAGGAAUUCAAGAGAGGACUCGCCACGGCUCAUCAAGAACUACGUUCUUUGAUCACCCUGGGGCAAAAUCGCAGAAUCCAGCAGCUCCAUGGGUUCGAUCUUACCGACAAGGAAAAGCCUGUGAUCAUAACACAUCUCAUCACAUCAGCCAUCUUCCCAUCACCAACAACUAUGAAAACAGCCUUAGCAUCGAAAGAAGAACACCCCAUCAACUUCAUAUCACACAUAUUAUGCCUCAUACAUUCGGUGGAAUAUGUUCAUUCCAUGGGACUGCUGCACAACGACAUAAAGACUGACAACUACGUGUUAUCGGGAAGGGACGACGGCGUCCUCAUCGAUUUCGGAAUGGCGACGACUCAUUCGAAGCCAUACAAGCGCUCCAGACCGACAACUCAGUGCAGCUGGAUGGCACCAGAGAUUUCGUCAGGCGAGCUUGCAACAUCAACCACAAGCGAUGUUUAUUCCGUGGGAUAUUUCGCACGUGAGGUCACCAAGGCAAGGGGAAUUGUCAACGACAAGCUCAAGGAAGUGUAUCGAUCGUGCAUGCAGCAGGAUAGAAACAAGCGACCACCCCUCACUUGGUGCCGAGUUCAGUUGGUGUGAAUAUGGACUUAAUUCUGAUUUAUUCUGCCGUACAGAUUUUGUAUGUGUAUAAUAUGUAUAUAUUGUAUAUAAUAAAGUUUUAAACGUAUUUAUUAUUUUGUUUUUUUAUAUGGAGUCAUAAUAUGAGUCUGGUGGUGAAAUGUGAUCAAUCAAUAUUUCUAUUGAAUCCCUUUUUCAUGUCCACACAGAUAUAGCAAGCAAUUUUCUCCCCUCAUGUCUAUCCUGUGCACUGUGUAUUGGAGUCAUGAACAGUAACUUAUUUAAAGGGAGUGGGUGGAUGAAACCUUCAUUGUUCAAACUUUACAUUAUUGAGCAUUACUUUUGACUUGUCAAA